UCCGAUUGUCAGCGGCUCGCUCCAUGUUUCCCAUCUCUUCGACAUCUUUUAUCUUCUAGAAUUGUUUCAUGGAUCGCAACCGUCCAUCAAGCAACUUUCCUCUUAGUUGAGGGCGGAUUCCUUUUGGCACGUUCCGCACGUACUGGGAGUCAACGACUCAACUGCUCGUUCCCUUCGCCUCGCAGAGAUCCUUCUUGUCUGUGUCGCCAUUAGCGCUUUUGGUUUCGAUCCAUGGAUGACGAGGAGCGAUCCUUGUUGGAAGGGCUCCUCUCGGAGAAUGGAAGUAAUGGACCAUACACAGGGGAUGGAUCAGUUGACAUCAAUGGAAAUCCUAUCUUGAAGCACAGGACAGGCAAUUGGAAAGCAUGCGCUUUUAUUCUAGGUACUGAAUGCUGUGAAAGAUUAGCCUACUAUGGAAUAUCAAAAAAUCUUGUCACUUAUCUUACCACAAGGCUACAUGAAGGAAAUGUCACUGCAGCGAGAAAUGUUACAACUUGGCAAGGCACUUGUUAUCUUACACCCCUAAUUGGAGCUGUUUUAGCAGAUUCAUACUGGGGAAAAUACUGGACAAUUGCAACUUUCUCAACUCUAUACCUCAUCGGAAUGGUCACACUGACUCUUUCAGCAUCAGUUCCUGCUUUUAAGCCUCCUGCAUGUGUAGGGUUUGUUUGCCCAGAAGCCAGCUCAGCUCAGUAUGUCAUGUUCUUUUUUGGUCUCUAUAUGAUCGCAUUAGGGGCUGGUGGCAUCAAACCCUGUGUUUCAUCUUUUGGAGCUGACCAGUUUGAUGAUACUGAUCCAGUGGAGAGAACAAAAAAGGGCUCUUUCUUCAAUUGGUUUUAUUUCUGUAUCAACACUGGUGCUUUUGUAUCAGGCACUUUUAUUGUGUGGGUACAAGACAACUGCAGUUGGGGCUUGGGUUUUGCCAUUCCUACUUCUUUCAUGGGAUUAGCUAUUGGAAGUUUCUUCAUAGGCUCGAAAAUUUAUAGAUUUCAGAAACCUGGAGGUAGCCCUAUCGUAAGAGUGUGCCAGGUGGUUGUCGCAUUUGUUCGUAAGUGGAACAUACAGUUGCCACAUGAUAGUUCUCUUCUCUAUGAGCUAUCUGGGAAAGCCUCGGCAAUAGAAGGAAGCCGGAAACUGGAGCACACCGCUGAACUCAUAUUCCUUGACAAGGCUGCCGUUGUGUCAAAUCUUGAGGUGAAGCAUGAAAAUUUCUCCGAUCCAUGGAGGCUUUGCACUGUCACUCAGGUAGAGGAACUUAAGAUACUGGUCAGAAUGUUCCCUAUUUGGGCCACUAGCAUAGUGUUCUCUGCCGUCUAUGCACAAAACUCCUCCAUGUUUUUGGAGCAAGGGAUGGUUCUAGACAAACACAUUGGUUCUUUUAAUAUUCCUCCUGCCUCCCUAUCAACAUUUGAUGUUAUCAGCGUUAUCAUUUGGGUUCCAGUCUAUGACCGAGUACUUGUACCACUAGCAAGGAGGUUCACUGGCAAGGAAAGAGGCUUUUCAGAGCUGCAACGAAUUGGAAUUGGUCUAUUCUUGUCCACCCUUGCAAUGACUGCAGCAGCAUUGGUAGAGACCAAGCGUUUAGAGAUUGCAAAAUCUGAAGAUUUAAUACAUCAGAAGGUUGCAGUGCCAAUGAGUAUUCUUUGGCAAAUACCUCAGUAUUUCCUUGUAGGUGCUGGUGAAGUAUUUACUGCUAUCGGGCAACUUGAGUUUUUCUAUGACCAGUCUCCAGAUGCGAUGCGGAGUCUUUGUAGUGCUUUUGCCCUUCUUACAGUUUCAGCUGGGAGCUACCUAAGCUCGCUCAUUCUGACCAUCGUUACCUCAAUUACAACUCAAGGAGGAAGAUCUGGAUGGAUUCCUGAUAACUUAAAUGAAGGCCAUCUUGAUUAUUUCUUCUGGUUAAUAGCUGGACUCAGCUUCUUAAAUCUAUUGGUUUUUGUUUACUGUGCCAGGAGAUACAAAUGCAAGAGAGCUUCCUUGAGAUAGUUUGAUUGCAGCACUGAUUUGGAUUGGAUAAAACUUUUAUGAUCAGAUCAAAAAAUUAUGGUCGGACUCUGAAGCACGCCGUGUGCGCUUAUGCAUGUUAAAAUACUAAGAAAAUAGGAAUGGAUAAAUCUUAAAAAUAUUUAAACAGUUUUGAUAAACAUCAAAUAAUCUUUUAGAAUUUAUCCAUUUUUAUUUUCUUAAUAUUUUAAUAUACGUGUAAGCACAUAGCGUGCUUAAAAAACAUGACUGGUGAUGAUAGUCCGAUUAUAAUUAUUUUCGUGAUCAGUCCGAUCAUAAAAAUUUUAUCUGUUUGAAUUUACUGUAUUCAUCAGCUGGUGGUGUUGGCUUAUCCAAUGUUUUUUGUAGACACUUGCAAUGUUCAAUGGGAAACUACCAACUGAGAUUUUAGCUUUUGAUUCUUGUAAAAUUGUAUCUUCCUUAAAGGAAAAUAUGAUGUUUAUGAAUCAUAUAUUUAAAGAGAAGUAUUUAUUUUUAUA
Molecule: messenger RNA, 2483 nt
Organism: Elaeis guineensis (African oil palm)
Lineage: Eukaryota; Viridiplantae; Streptophyta; Magnoliopsida; Arecales; Arecaceae
Product: protein NRT1/ PTR FAMILY 8.3
Biological process (GO): oligopeptide transport; transmembrane transport
Cellular component (GO): membrane
Molecular function (GO): transmembrane transporter activity
Source: RefSeq, a predicted model, not a curated record